GCGAAACAAAUCUUCUGUCAAAACAAAAUCGACACUCGAAUGUUACAGUUGCUUUGAAAUUCUUAAAAUUUUUAUUUGCCGUGCGAUCUCAUUUAAGUUCAUCAUGUUUAAUAUUCAACAACUCAUCCAAGCAGCUGAGUACUUGGAUAGAAGGGAAAGAGAAGCCGAACAUGGAUAUGCUUCCACACUUCCUAUGCCAGACGAUUAUAGUGCAAAGAAGAGGUCAAAAUCUAAGAAAUCUCAGGGAAAUAGGUCAACACACAACGAAUUAGAAAAAAAUAGGCGAGCAAAUUUAAGGUACUGCUUAGAGAAAUUAAAAGACAUUGUGCCAUUGGGACCAGACUCAUCCAGACAUACAACCUUAGGUCUUCUAAUGAAAGCUAAAAGUUUUAUCAAGACGUUAGAAGAUAAAGAAAGAAAAACAAUAACUCAGCGGGAACAAUUGCGCAGGGAACAGAGAUUUUUGCAAAGGCGAUUAGACCAACUUUCGGACGGGCAAUAUCGGGUGCGGCAAGAAAGAAGUAUUAGUGAAUGUAGUACAUCUACUAAUUCAACUACCUCCUCCAACUCAGAGACAGAUGAGAUAGACAUUAUUGGCUAUGGAAGUGGCACGAGCGACACCGAUGACCAUAGCAGCGUCGAGAGUGGAUCUAGCGACGGUUACACGAUCUCAGCCAAGAGAAUUAGAUUAAAUAGUUCAUACUCCGAGUCUCUUUGAAACGCGGAGAUGAACCGGGGAGAUACUUGCUUGCCCGGUGAGGUUUAUUCGUGUAGAAUAAUUGUUGUUAAAUGUGAAUUUGUUAUUUGUGUGAUCAAGAUCUGGUCUGGGGCGUUACGACCCCCUGAAUAUACGCAACUAUUGUGUGGACACAGUCAAACAUUCUUUAAAAGAAAACACUGAAAAAUUAUAUAUGAUUAUUAUUACUAUUAUGAACAAUCGAAUUUCCUUGUGUAUACAUAACUGUAUGGUUAUUGACAUAUUUUUGAGUGAUUAUUACUGUUUUAAUUAGAAAACCUCAUGAAUGUGUAUCGUUGACUAAUUGGGAAAAUGUUUUGUGUGAAUGCGGAAAAAGAAACUUCAAGUUCCAGCUUUCCAAAGAUAAAAUCAACUGGUGCAAAUGGUCAAGGUCCUAUGCUGUCAUCUAAUGGUUUUGGGAUGUUGAAAACAAAAGCAGAAAAGUUUGAAAAAGAAAGAAAAAAGAAUCAUUGUUUUUGUGGAUGUUAAGUAUUAUUAAUGUUAAGAAUUUCGGAAUUUUGCAUAUUUUCGCAAAGUUUAUGGAUCAUAUUGAUUAGUCACUUUGAAAAUUUUGAUGAUUUAUGGAAAUUGGCAGAAAGUGCAUUAGGAAUAAUUUGAUUAUAUUGUGAUUCUUUUUCAUUGUAUUCAUUAAGGCAGCAGUUGUCACCUCAAGGAUAAAAGAAGUAGAAAAAUAUAAACAAAAAUGGAAGUUCACAAUUAUAUUUUCUGUCUCAUAAUUGUCGCUGUAAUGUAUAUGGCGCAUGACUAAUGAAAUUUUUCAAAUCUAUUUUUGCCACACUUCUUUUGAUUGCAAUAAGGUCGUUUUAUGGAGGCAUAAACAAUUACACGCUUUUAACCUAGUUUUGUUUUUUUAAGUUCAACUUAUUUAUAAACUUAUUUGUGCUUGCAUAACUUGUGCUGUUAAUUGUCACAGGAACCGUUAAGAAUAUGAGUUUUAGUUCAUACCACUUUGUAAAUUUCCGGUAUAGUUUCAAGUUCAGUAAUUUGUAAGGUUUUAAAUUUUUUUCUUUUCACAGUGGCAAUGUCAAUGAAAACAAGAUGUGUUUAAUGGAGUACAAAAUGAUUAGAGCUGCUUUUAAUGAAAAAAAUAAAUAUUUUACAUGUCAUACGUAUACACUAGAGAUUUGUAUUAAUUAUGAAUAGUGUAUUUGAGCCGCGCCAUGAGAAAACCAACAUAGUGGGUUUGCGAACAGCAUGGAUCCAGAUCAGCCUGCGCAGCCUGGUCAGGAUCCAUGCUGUUCGCUUUCAAAGCCUAUUGCAAUUAGAGAAACUGUUAGCGAACAGCAUGGAUCCUGACCAGACUGCUGGUCGCAAACCCACUAUGUUGGUUUUCCCAUGGCACGGCUCAUUUCAUCUUGAUAGAGGAUCAAGCCUUUAAACUAAUGAGAUUAGAAUAAUUUUACCCUUAAAGCCAGUAAAAGCCUUUUUUCAUAUCGUUAGAAAAGGAUUAUUUAUUCUAAUAAAAAGCCCAGAAUGAUGGAAAAAUGGGGGUGAAUAUUUGGGAAAAUACAGGUUUGAUGAACAGUUGUCUUUUCCUCAAGAAAUUAAUUUUUUUGACAGUAUGGAGAAAUGAAUUUAAAACUUCUUAGAGGGGUUUACAGGACAGUUUCUUGCAAGGGAAGUUUAUUGGAAUAAAUACAGUAGUGAUAUUUUUUUCUUCCACCGUUAUUUCUUCUUCUAUUUUUUUAAAUAUGAGUGCUCACUGGAUCUGUUGUUAUUUUUACCAGAUUCUUGAUAUUUUUAAAACAUUUUGCAAAAGAGAGUAUCUUUUAAAUAACAAUUUAUUGCGUUUGUGGAAAUCUGUAGUCUCAGUUGUUUCAUGGGGUUUUGGUUGCCACAUGAAUAGUGACAUUUUACAAUUUGAUGUAAGUACUUAGAUAACUUGAAGGCCUCCUGUAUUUUUUAUCUGUUGUCAUGUUAACUUUUAACUUGUAUAUGCAGAAAAACACAGUUUUCAAUAUAGAUUUGUUUUAUUGUACAGUUUUGUAGCCUAUAUGAAAUUUUGUGUAAAUAGUAUCUUUGAAUACUUAAAAAAAGAAAAUGUGGCCAGUUUUUCUUGAAGCGCUGACACUGUUCUGGUUACACUGUGACCGGCUCAUUUUUGGAAGUGUGACAUACUGCAAACAGGAGAUAAGACUAGUUAUAAGUAUCAGUCUGAUUUGUUUUAGGUAUUCAAAGUUUUAAAGUUGUAAGUAAUGAAGAAUUAUUCUCUCGAAACUUAAGAAUUUUGCAUUUUUGAAAAUCUGUGAUUUUGUUAUAUUGCCAGCAUUGUUGCCAUAAGUCAUGAGAGAAGAUUUUAUAUAAGGCUGACUAUUGUUAAGAUUAGUUUUUCAGGCUCUCGCUACAACAUGAUGAAUGUUUACUACUCAAAUAAGUGUGCAAGGAAGCAAAAAAAAAUUUAAUUGCAUAAGGUGGCAGUGAAAACCCUACCUUUAAAAUUUAUGCACUCAUAAGCAUGUUGAAAAUUGGUCUGCACCUCUGAUGUUUGUUUGAACUUUAUUUACGAAAAUUUUACGUGUAUCAUUAAAAUGGUGGAUUUUAGUGAAUUUCAGCAGACUGGUAAAUUUUUUCUGCAAAAUUGUUAUAGGCACAUAGAGAGUAUAGUAAUUAUUUGAGACAUCUUUUCUGAAAUCUAUAGGAAUUUGAAUUGAUUUUGAAAAGCCUGAGGAACUAAUCGAAAUUACAGAAAUGUGUGAAUGCUAGGUGUAAAAUAUGUGGGUGGGGUAGAGAAACAUAACACCAUUCAUUAAUUCUUUGAGACAAAGACUAACAUCAGGCAAUGAAAUAGUUGUAUAUUUCAGUUCCUUAACAUCAUUAUUUUAGCCUCAAAGGCAGUAGAUUCAUCUGCAACUGCCUCACCCAAAGUUUAAGUGUCAGAAGUUGUGGACAAAGAUCUUGCUUUUGUGAUUUAGUGUGUCUGAGUUUAUAGAGAAAUUUGCGAUUAACUGAAACCUUGGCACAGAAAUGACAGAAUAUAUGUUUUUAAAAUAAUAUCAGUGAUCUCAUUUUGAAAAAAAAACUAAGUGUAUUAAAUAAAGUUGUGCAAUUUUAUAUGUGUGUGACAAAAGCUACCCGACAAGAUGCUUCAAAAUGGUGUGAGUCACCACUGCUUACGUUAUAUAUCUGCAUGCAAAGCCAAUUCUUAGAAAAUGGUAGAUUUUCUUAACCUAACUGCAGUAUGAUAUAAUGAGUUAAUCCCCAACUUAAAAUACAUUUUCUCGGCCUAUCGGCAAAAGAAACCAAUGUCAGAAAAUCCACUUUUUUUUUGCUGUAUUGUAAUAUUGCUGCUUGAAAAUAUUGAUACGGCAUAUUUGAUCAAGAAAUACCAGCGUCUAACCUGUUGGAUUGUUUAUUAAAGGUAGAUUUUCAUUUAUUGAUAUAUUCCCUGCAGCCUUUCUGGAAAUCGAUUGAAUAAUUUCCGCUUUCUGUACAAUGUUCAAAAUGAUUUUAUUUUGAAAAUCUACCUGGACUAUAACGUUGCUUGGUUGCGUUCUAUGCUUCCAAAGGAUCUUGUCGAAGAUUUUUAAAAGGAAAGCAGAAUUUUUAAAUAAAAUAUUUGAACAUCUACCUUUAAGAUACAUUUGUUGUUAAACUACUAAAUGGCAAGCUUUGUUUUAUCAGUAUGUAAAUUCUAAUGCAUAUGUAUAUAUAUAUGUAGAGUAUAUAUUUUUAAAGAAGUAUUACCACAGUAAUUACGAGGCUGACCUGCAUUGGUGCUCUGCAUCAUGUAUAUCAAGUAGCUGACUGUGCUGUUUUUGCGGUUUCCAAAGGCACAGCUAUUUUAGCAUCUUGUGUAAUUUGUUUUGAGGGUGUUUUUAGAUCAGUUUUAUUCUACUUGGCUCCAGGUUGGGUGGGGGUGGUUGAGUAUACCCGUCCCUCCCUUACAGAAUUAUGAUGGUUUUUCAGUUAACAUAAAAAAGGUCCAAAGCUGAGCAGUAAUGCAUAUGUAUAUCAUCAAAAUUAAUAAACUUGAACACUUCUAAAAAAUUUGCAAGUUUGGAUGAAAGUGCAUUCUGUAAAAUGUAAGCGGUGAAUUAAGCCUAAAUUAUAAUGUUUUUAUUAAAAGGUUUUACCUCAACUUCACCUUGCAUAUUAACUUUUUUUUCACUGGGAUUUGAUGUUUUCGGAGAUCUUUUGACAACCCUUGCAAACAAGCAGGCAUGAUUAAAUCUGUAUAUUAGCAGUAUGUAAAAGGAUAAAAAAGACUGUAGCUAUUGGCUCAAAUAAAGUUUACUGUUUGACCUACUUCUCAAUAACUGCUGUUUUUGUUAGCUUGUCAUACGAUACAUUAGACGAAAUGUUUUUGUAGGUAAAUUAGCGCACAAAUUAUUUUAUCUGGUGCAAGGCAUGCUGCUGCAGAAGUCAUAAUUUAUCGUGAAAAAAUAACAGCUUCUCUAGAAAAUAGGUCAAAAAACAAAAAAUAAAACAUUAGUUUAUUUGAAUCUUCUUAGUAUGCUAACUGUUUUCUUGCGUGUUCAUUCUAUUUAAAGUUCCCAAUGUUUAGGCCAUUUCGUUUCAAUUUAAUGUAAAGGAAACUUUGUUAAAUUGGUUAAUUGCCUUUAUAUCAGGUUAAUGAAUCAAGAUAGCUUCGAUUCGUGUCAAUUUAUUAUUUAUAUGUCAAAGAUCAAAACAGUCGAUAGAGAAGAAUAAUGGACAUGCGAUCAGAUAUAACCAAUGAAUCUACAAAAAUCGGUUACACUUCCAUGAACACUGUAGCUCUAGAUGUUGCAUGAGUCAUGGUAUUGACCAGUUUUAUCAAAAUACGAGAAACUUGACUUUUUUUAUGACCGAUUUAAAACGUCCCUGCAGUUUUGUUUACGCAUGAAACUGGGAAAAUGAUACUCUGACAUGCAAUGUGCUGGAAAAUUGGCAAAAACUGAUAUUUUGAUAAAUAAGAGUGUAUGUUUACAUUUGUAUUUUGAGUUAAGUCAUAGAUGAAUAUAUUUAUCUCCGAUAUAAAACGGAAUGUUUUACAAGAGUAUUGGAUAUCUAGUACCCCAAGGUGCUUCAAGUUACUUACCUCUUUUAUGUAAUCGUCUAAGGAAUUAAUUUCUACUGGAGCAAUGGUUUUAAGUUUGAUCCUUGGCAUAUUGUUUGGUCAGUGUCAAAAAAAUUCAUCAUAUCAAGAGGCCAUUAAUCUAUAAGUUAAUGUAUGCACAGUGUUAGGUUCUCAUUUCCUUGCCCCGGUCUAAGACCAACAGUUACCUUUGGUACUGGUACUUUCAGGUGUUUAUUUAAUUAUUGAAUUAGAAGGGGAGGCCGGUCGGGGGGGGGGGGGGGGGGUCCUUCCAUUUAGAACUUCACUUGUUCCAGGAAAAGUAGCUGAGGCUUCAAACUACUAUAGCAGGGGGAAAUACCUGUCCCUUGGCCCAUAAUGAAACCCCUGACUUUAGAUUUUUUACAUAUCUAAAAUGGUACAAACCUUGUACAAAGAUAAACAUGAACAUUUGGUCUAUAUCUGGUCAUAUGACAUCUGCAAGGUCAUUAAAUGUAUAAGAUGAUUUUUUCCGCUUUGUGUAAUAAACGUUGUCAACAGAAUGCUUGCACCAAAUUGUUUUAGAUUAUUAUCUUUGAAGUAGUGAAAGUAAAUCUUGAAAUUGAAUAUCUCCAUACUCAAUCACAUUAAUUUCUUAUCAGUCAUCCCUUUAAGGCAUGGUAAUUUGAAAUGAUUCUAGCUUAGUAAAGUGAUCUCAGUUUUAAUUUUAAUCCUUUAAAAGAGUUAAUUGCCAACCAUUUUUCUCAGGGUAUUGUAUUUCCAUGUGACAAAUAACUUGUUAAAUAUCUUACCAACCCCCUCUAUACUCUGUUGUGUAAAACUAGGGAUUUUUGAAAUGACUUCUUUGCUAGGUUUUGUAAUUUGGUUGAAAGUGAUAAUUGGUGAGGUAUUUUCCGUUUUAUCGACACCUGGCACUUUCUUGAUACAGUCAAACCUGUACUUAACAGUCAGCCAAGGGAGAGUCACAAUCUGGCUGCUUAAAGCAGGUUGCUACUUUAGACAAGUUAGAACAAAAUGUCCCUUUAGGAAGUUAGUUGACUUGCUAAUUAAGGUGGCUGCUAAGUCAGGUUCAACUGUAGACAGGUGCAGAUUUAGACAUGUUAUUUUGAAUAGACAAGGUUAACAGUUGAAAAAAUUGUUAAACCGGUAUAUAAUUAAAAUGAAAAUUUAUUUAUUUGGUUAACAUGACAUAAAUUCUAUUUACCUUUAGCAGUGUAAAGUUCUUACACUUGAAUGAAAAAGGAUGAUACAAUUCAAAAGAAGUAAACAUUUUUUUUAUGCUGAGUAAUGUAGUCUUUUUUUGGGGUCCUUAAUUGUUUUCAAGUCGAAAUGUUAAAGGACAGAAAAAGAUAGAUUUUUAUUGGCCUAGAAAUGAUUUAUAAUGUCACUGAUCAAUCAACCUUGUUUUUCCUUUCGAAAGAUGAAUGUUUUAUGAAACAGGAGAAGAAAGCAUUAUCUAGGUUUUAGGGCUCAGACAGAUACUAUAUUGUUGCGACGGAAAUCAGUUGAAAAGUUGAUAGGAAAUGGCAGAUGCAUCUGUAAUGUAAAGUGCUAAGAUUAGAUUUUUAGGAAAAGGAUGCACUUAACAAACUUCCUUUUUUUGCAACUGUUGUUGUUAUCUUAAAUAUGAAUAUGCCUUUAUGUUGAGAAGAAAAAAAACUGACAUUUCUGAAAUCUGUGUCCGAAAUUAACGUGCAGGUCAGCGUCUUGUUUUCACUGGUAAGGGGGAAAAAUCAAGAAGCAUUGAAUCAAUAAUUUAUUACCUAUAGCUAUGAUCUGUGAUAUACUGUGUGCAAAAAAAAAAAGUUUACCGUACAUGAAUUUUGACGUGUUGUUGGUUUCUUCCUGAAGGGAUUUGAAAAAAAAAAGCUCUUGAAGUUCAUACAACAAGGUUCAAUUAUGGUGACAAAGUUCAUGCUAGUGAUCAAUGAUUGGGAUGUGUUCAGGUUCAAUAAUUACAAGGUUUUGUGUAAUUCCGUGUAACUUGUGACGCUUAAUAUCAGAUUGAUAGUCUUUAAUUAAUGUGUACUAUUGUACAAGGUCGUUAAAUAUUCCCAGAUCUGAAUGAGUGCUUUUUAAUGAAAAGGUCAGGAUAUAAUUUACACACAUCUCAAGAAUAAUUAAUUCAGUUGGACCUUGUUUUACCAUCUGUUUUAUUCUUCUUUCACAAAAUGAAUAUAUGUUUACAGAUUUGUGGUGAAAAAAGGUGAACGUUUUUUCUAUUUAUAUUCAAGUAACAUAUGUUUGACGUAUUUGAUAUAAAUUGAUAAAUGGAUACGCUGUAUUUAUGGUAAAUGAUCGAUCAUCUUGAACUGAUAGAGCUUUUUAUAUCCCUUCAGGAAAUUGGUCAGCAUUUCAAUGUACUUGACAUUCUAUGUAACAUUACAAAUACUAUUGACAAACUAUUCCAUUUAAGGCCACACAAAUAUAAUAUUUUGUUUCUUGUAUCUGCAUAUUUCAUUAUCUAUAAAACCUUGGUACAAUAUUUGGAGAUUUAAGAUCAAGUUUUUCUCAAGGGCUGAAAUAUUUAUGUAAGAAGUAAAGUAAAUACUGUAGUUAUUUAAGAUAGAAGAAUUUAUUACUUUUUACAUAAAAAAUGUUUGUAUAAAAAGGCAAAAAUACCACGAUGUCUCAAGAGCCAUGUUUAGAGAUAUAUCGAUGUGUAAUGCUUACAUUAAACUUGCACAUAAAUCUUGUACGUUAACUUUCCAGCAUUUGAAGUAGAACUGCCUUAAUAUCAUUGCUGAUAAAAACAAACAAAAAUUUGUAUGAUACAGUAAACAAAAAAUUGGUUUUGUGUGGCCUAAUCCCAUAAAUGUGGGAAUAAUAGGACAAAAUAUUAGAUAGUAUUGGUUUAUGUUAAAUCAAUAUUCAUUGUAAACUAUAAACUAAUGAUUGUAGAUUGUGUGUACUGGUGAUUUGCCAAUAUUGAUAAGAGUUGGGUCAUCAUGAACUUGACAUUUUUCAUGAAUUGUUAGUUUGUGUGACUGUUGAAUUUUGAUAUUGCCAACUUGUUAUAAUUUUUUAACUCCAAAAGUUGUCAAGGUUCAACUGCAAAGAAGAAGGAACACAAUAUUUAGUAUUCCCACAUUUAUUUGAUAUAGAAUAUUUGAACAAGAAAUAUGUGCAAUGAAAAAUCCAAAUGUUGAUUUUUUAACUCUACAUAAUUACUAAUUGAUUAAUAUAUUUUAACUAAAUGUUGUACAGAGUUAUUGUAAUAUAGUUAUUUUACUAAUGACAUAUGCAUGAGGUCAUAUUUUAACUAUAUAAUAAUUUAUUAUAGUAAUUGAUAUGUAUAUUUUUAUCUGGAAUCAAAGUCUCCCAGUAUCAGCUGAGAUUUUGGACAAGUCCUUUAUCCAUUAUACAUUAAUAUAUCUUAGUAUUGUAGUUCUUUUUGGUUUUGAUUUCUUACAGUUAGCUGUCAGUGACUAUGAAGUGCCUGCCUGGUUCUCAUUAUACCCUCAAGAAUGGUGUUUUGCACUGAAUAGUUGCCUUUUCUCUUGACACAGUCUGUUCUCAAAAAAUAGACUGGUUCCUUUUAUGCAUUUUUUGCACAUGAAGGGUUGCUUUUCAAAUUUACAGUCAGUGGAAAGGGUCUAGACUGGUUGCUAUUAAUUAUGCACUACACAUUUUGUGUGUUGGGACAUUUUUUUUACAUUUACUCUCCACAUAUAUUGAUGAAAUAGCCAACUUCAGUGGUAUCCCACUGAUUAUUAGCUAUCAUAAACGUUUUUAUAGGAGUGUUAACAAGUCUUGUUAUGUUACUGUUCAUGUUAACUGACAGUUAAUUGUAUAGAUAGUCAACAACCUUUUAUUUGUUUACAUCUGGAGACAAUUGCAUUAUGUAAGUGCUGUUACAUAGCUGUACUUUUAACCCAAAAUAACACAUGGUUGUUAACCGUGUUAAAUUUUGAAAAAUCUGUUAAGAUUGACUGAUAAGUGGUGCAUUCAGUGAAAUGUUGAUGGUUUUUAACCUUUACCCUGCUAAAUUUCUAAAAUGGACUGGUCCAUCAUUCAGUCUGGACAGCAACACUAGUUAUCCAAAGGGGUUGUUCACUUAAAAUUUACGGACUCAGUAGCGAACAGUGCAGACCGUGAUCAGCCUGCAGGCUGAUCUUUGCACUGGUCGCGAAGGCAGAGUCACUUGCCGCCAGCAGGCUAAAGGUUAAGAAGAUUAGAACUUUUCUAAGUCUUUCUGUGAGUCAUGAUAAUUCAUGGUAAACUGAAUAAAAAAUUGAAAAAUCUG
Messenger RNA from Mercenaria mercenaria, 9999 nucleotides. RefSeq names its product max dimerization protein 1-like. The record is from RefSeq and is a predicted model, not a curated record. The transcript is spliced from 6 exons. Gene Ontology annotation, molecular function: protein dimerization activity; DNA-binding transcription factor activity, RNA polymerase II-specific; RNA polymerase II cis-regulatory region sequence-specific DNA binding. NCBI's taxonomy places the organism in Eukaryota, Metazoa, Mollusca, Bivalvia, Venerida, Veneridae. Bases 104 to 718 code for a protein of 204 amino acids. Gene Ontology annotation, biological process: regulation of transcription by RNA polymerase II.